Messenger RNA from Dipodomys ordii (Ord's kangaroo rat), 4278 nucleotides. RefSeq names its product phospholipid-transporting ATPase FetA-like. Gene Ontology annotation, molecular function: ATP hydrolysis activity; ATPase-coupled intramembrane lipid carrier activity; ATP binding. Gene Ontology annotation, biological process: phospholipid translocation; Golgi organization. NCBI's taxonomy places the organism in Eukaryota, Metazoa, Chordata, Mammalia, Rodentia, Heteromyidae. Bases 1 to 4278 code for a protein of 1425 amino acids. Gene Ontology annotation, cellular component: plasma membrane. The record is from RefSeq and is a predicted model, not a curated record. The transcript has 30 exons.
AUGGAGGUCGCUGGGGUCGACGGCAGUGCAGCGACGGUGAGCAAGAAGCGCCCAAAGGGGGCGCCAGAGGAAAGGUUAUCUCUUUCUCCCUUUAUCCUUGGAGAUUUACUCGAGUGUUUUUGUUUCCCAGACAUUUGUAGACAAGAUAUAUUUGCCCAGAUGCCUAGUCUUGAUGCGCAGAAUAACUCCCAAAGGGCACACAUUUGUCCAAUCAUCUUCAUCUUAGAUCACAUGAUGGUAAAGCUUCUCUGCCAGAAGUUCAGGCUCCAGAGUGUCAGGACCAGACCAAAGGCAGAGUUGAAUAAGCAAUAUAAAAUAGCAAGAAUGGUAAAGCAGGAGUCAGGGCGAUUUCUACAGGCCAACAACAGAGAACUCAACACUCUUUAUGGAUAUCCUAACAAUGCCAUCAAGACAUCGAAAUAUAAUGUCUUUAACUUCCUGCCUCUGAACCUAUUUGAACAGUUCCAGAGACUUGCAAAUGCCUAUUUCCUCAUUUUGCUAUUUCUACAGUUAAUUCCUGAGAUUUCUGCUUUGGCAUGGUAUACAACAGUGAUACCACUAGUGAUGGUGCUGUCUAUAACAGGAGUGAAAGAUGCCAUCGAUGAUCUGAAAAGGCAUCAAAGUGACCACCAAGUUAACAAUCGUUCUGUUCUACUGCUGGUGAAUGGCAGGAUAGAAGAGGAAAAAUGGAAGAAUAUCCAAGUGGGAGAUAUAAUAAAACUAAAAAAUAAUGAGCAAGUUACGGCAGAUUUACUGUUACUCUCUAGCAGUGAACCAUUCAGUCUGACAUAUAUUGAAACAACAGAGCUGGAUGGUGAAACCAACCUGAAAGUGAAGCAGGCCAUCUCAGUUACCAGUGACAUGAAAGAUAACCUGGAGCUACUGUCUGCCUUUGAUGGAGAAGUGAAAUGUGAGCCUCCCAAUAACAAGUUGGAUAAAUUCUCAGGAAUACUAACCUAUAAGGGGGAAAAGUACUUCCUGGACCAAGACAAGCUGCUGCUCCGAGGCUGCGUCAUCAAGAAUACUGAUUGGUGCUGUGGCUUGGUAAUUUAUACUGGGCCAGACACCAAAUUAAUGCAGAAUAGUGGAAAGUCUACCUUUAAAAGGACAUAUAUAGACCAUCUCUUGAAUGUUCUUGUCAUCUGGAUCUUCCUGUUGUUAAGUGCCAUGUGUUGUAUCCUAGCAAUUGGGCAUGGCAUUUGGCAAUACAACAAAGGCUACUACUUCCAGAUUUUUUUACCAUGGGACGAUUAUGUCUCUUCAUCAUUUCUGUCUGCCACACUCAUUUUUUGGUCAUACUUCAUUGUUCUCAACACCAUGGUACCCAUUUCCCUCUAUGUCAGUAUUGAAAUAAUAAGACUAGGCAACAGUUAUUAUAUCAACUGGGACCGGAAGAUGUUUUAUGCACCAAAGAACACCCCAGCACAGGCUCGUACUACCACCCUUAAUGAUGGGCUUGGACAAGUCCAAUAUGUGUUCUCUGACAAAACAGGGACCCUGACUCAGAACAUCAUGAUUUUCAGCAAGUGUUCUAUCAAUGGGAAACGCUACGGUUACUGCCAUGACAGAAAUGGACAGAGUAUGCCAGUCUGUGAGGAAGACAAGGUUGAUUUCUCCUACAAUGAACUGGCAGACCCUAAAUUUUCAUUUUAUGACAAGACUUUGGUGGAAGCAGUAAAAAGUGGAGAUCACUGGGUGCACCUGUUUUUCCUCACCCUUUCAUUAUGUCACACUGUGAUAUCAGAAGAGAAAGUGGAAGGUAUGCUGGUGUACCAGGCUCAGUCACCAGAUGAAGGUGCCUUGGUCACUGCUGCCAGAAACUUUGGCUUUGUGUUCCGUUCCCGCACAUCUGAGACAAUCACCAUAGUCGAAAUGGGAGAAACCAAAGUUUACCAGCUGCUGGCUAUUUUGGACUUCAGCAAUGUGCGCAAGAGGAUGUCUCUGUUAGGGGCCACAGCCAUAGAAGACAAGCUGCAAGAUGAAGUACCUGAGACAAUCAGCACUUUGAACAAAGCCAAAAUUAAAAUAUGGGUUUUGACUGGUGAUAAGCAAGAGACUGCUGUGAACAUUGCCUACUCCUGUAAUAUAUUCAAGGAUGAAAUGGAUGAGGUGUUCAUAGUAGAAGGCAAGAAUAGUGAGACAAUUCAGAAAGAACUCAGGUCAGCAAGGAACAAGAUGAAACCCGAGUCUCUUCUGGAAUCAGAUCCCAUAAACAUUCUCCUCACAAAGGAGCCCAAAACACCCUUCAAAAUACCUGAGGAGAAACCCAAUAGCAACUAUGGCUUGGUCAUCAAUGGCUACAGUCUGGCCUAUGCUCUAGAAGGGGACCUGGAGUUAGAACUACUACGAACAGCAUGCAUGUGCAAAGGGGUGGUCUGCUGCCGGAUGACACCCCUUCAGAAGGCCCAGGUGGUAGAGCUGGUGAAGAAGUACAAGACAGUGGUGACACUGGCCAUCGGAGAUGGGGCCAAUGAUGUCAGCAUGAUCAAAGCUGCCCAUAUUGGGGUUGCCAUCACCAGCCAGGAGGGGCUGCAAGCCAUGCUUAGCAGUGACUUCGCCUUCUCCCAGUUCCACUACCUUCGGCGUCUACUCUUGGUCCAUGGUCGCUGGUCUUAUAAUCGCAUGUGCAAGUUUCUCAACUACUUCUUUUACAAGAACUUUACUUUCACUCUGGUGCACUUCUGGUAUGCCUUCUACAAUGGAUUCUCUGCACAGACAGUUUUUGAUAUCUGGUUUAUCGCCUGCUACAAUCUGAUCUACACCUCCCUCCCUGUCCUGUGCAUGAGUCUACUUGAUCAGGAUGUGAAUGAAACAUGGAGUCUACAUUUUCCAGAGCUGUAUGAGCCAGGCCAGCACAACCUGUAUUUCAACAAGAAGGAAUUUAUGAAGUGUUUAAUGCAUGGGAUCUACAGUUCUUUUGUGCUGUUCUUUAUCCCGAUGGGGACCAUUUACAACACAGAGCGCAAAGAUGGGAAGGACAUCUCUGACUACCAAUCCUUCUCCUUGAUAGUGCAGACUUCCUUGAUCUGUGUGGUCACAAUACAGAUUGCCGUGAAGAUAACCUACUGGACAAUGAUAAUCCACUUCUUCGUCUGGGGUAGCCUGAGUGUCUACUUUUGCAUUUUAUUCUUCCUGUACAGUGAUGGCUUGUGUCUAAUGUUCCCUAGCAUCUUCCAUUUUCUAGGUGUGGCCAGGAACACUUUAUACCAGCCACAAAUGUGGCUCUGCGUUAUCCUCUGUGUGACCUUCUGUAUCAUUCCUGUGAUUGGGUACAAAUUUCUCAGACCACUAUUGUGGCCUCUCAGUGUGGACAAGGUUUAUGGCAAAAUUCGUCAUUUCAUGAAACAUCCACUGCCACCCCCAAUCCGGGUCAGAAUGAAACGCUCAAGCCUUCGACGUUCUGCCUAUGCAUUCUCCCAUAAAUCGGGCUUUGGUGCCCUCAUCACUUCUGGCAAGACAGAGAAGUUCAAUAGAAAUUUUUCUGCAGCUCCUCAUUUUCUCCCCAUUCCGCCCUGGAGACCGGGGGGCGAGCGGGUCCCACGGUUCAUCGGGGCUUCCCGACCCCCGCCACGCAAGGGUGCUUCUAAAAUUACCCAAGCCCGGGUUCCGACCACGCCGCCCCCACGCGCCCACCCCGCGGCGCGUGACUCCGGCCGCCCCCGCCGCCGCGGGAGCGUGGAGCGGGGGAAGGGUGGGCGAGACCGCGGGCGCCGCGGGCGCAACCAACGCGCCGUCCGGAGGGGCGGCUCGCGGACGGCCGAGAGCGGACCAAGCGCGUCGCGCCCGCAGGGGGGGCCGGGCGUCACCAACCGCUCCGGAAAGGAGGGGGGCGCCGGGGCGCGCCGCCGGCCUCGAGACCCCGGGAGGACGCGAAACGCCGCCGCCAACGCCGCCAACGCCGCCGCCCGCGCGGAAGGACGAGGCUGCGGCGAGAGCGAGGCCCUCCGGCAGCCCACGGACCCAGUCCUCGCCCACCUUCCCGCCCUAGGCCCUGCGCCCAUCGGCGCCACCCUCCCGGCCCGCUCCCGACAGACCCUCGGACGAGCUGGCUUGAGCCCCACCGGACGCUCCGACCCCGAGCACCGUCCAGCCCUGCGGGGGCCUCUCCCGAUCCGCCCUCUGUGGUCUCCUCCCACGGUCCUCUCGAGACCGCCACCUCCCUAUGACCGAUCCGCGCCCCGUAGUCAUCCUGGUUCCCAAAUCCGUGACCGUCCUGCAGCGGCGCGGGCUGGGGUUCCCGAGGCGGCGACCGCAGCGGGGCCUCGGCACCGCCGGUGA